Phasianus colchicus (ring-necked pheasant) is the source of this 6778-nucleotide messenger RNA. The record is from RefSeq and is a predicted model, not a curated record. Lineage: Eukaryota; Metazoa; Chordata; Aves; Galliformes; Phasianidae.
UCGGCGUCUCCGCGUGUUUCGGUCGCGCUUCCCGAGGGGCUCCGAGCGCCGCGCUGCUGGGCGGCCCUCGUCAUCCUGGAGCCUCCCCUUCGGGCGCUGCGGGGCUCCGAAAGGCGCUGGCUUUGCUGCAGGAGCAGGAACCUUUAAUUCCUUAUGAUUUUUUUUUUUUAAUAUACACCCCCGCCCCCCCGAUAAUAACCAUUAAAAAGUUGAUACAGAGGGAUUUCCCCGUCGCAGGACGCACGCACCAGCCCCGUGCAGCCAGCAGCAGGAUGGAGGUACCCAGCCACUGCCAGCACGCCCAGCACUGCUCUUCCCGGUGCUUCUUGUCCCCCCGUAACACCUUAAAAACCUCCCCAGUGCCACAUAAGCUACUUUGGAGAUUUCCCUGUGACCUCAUUGCUUGGACUGGACUCUGUAAUUACUCACUUUUUCCUGUUCUGCAGCAAGUGUAAAAACAGGGCUUUUGCAUCAUUUCAGAAGCCUCUGUGUGCUCAGCAGUGUUGCUGAUUGCGCAGCAGAGCUGCUGGGGUUCAAAUGGCAGCUGUGUGCUAUGGGUGCACUGUGUGCCCCUGUUGGCCCCAAGGCAAUGUACUCUGCUUUCAGCUGCUGCAAGGGCUGAAAAAUGCUGAAAAAUGAUUUUUGUUGCUGUGUUAACUUCUGUUUUUGAGCAAGCUGUUUAUGCCGGGCUUUCAGCAUAAGGAACUCUCCUCGUUUUUAGGUUGCGCUAGGAGUGAAGGUGGUUAAUUCUACUGUUUUUGCGCUUUUAGGUUGUGUUUCUGUUGGAGCCUUUGGCUUGGCCUUGCAGCAGAUGCAGCAACUGUGACUCUGGUUUGAUGGCCCCAGGCACGAAUGUAACAGAUGUAAUUUCAGUGCCCCCAGUUACUGAGGCUCAGCCCUGCCUGGUGCUGCAUGCUACCACUCCAUUGAUGGAGGCUUGCAAUGCACAUCAGGAGGUGGUUCGAGUAGAGAGCGCUGGAGUUCUGUUAAAAACUGAUUUUAGUUGGCUGCUGUGUGUAAGCAGGUGCUGGGGAAUUGCUGAGACAAUUGUGGGGUUCAUGGAUGUCAUAAAUGGUUGGCUCCAUCAUUGACUUCAUUUUCCUCGCGCUAAAAGGAAUAGGAGCCUUCUGUUAUGCCCUUGGGACAGCAGUUGCUGAAUGCUUCUCCCAGUUCUGUGUGCUCCCUGCUUGCUAUCAGGCCACUACAGGUUGCCCAACUCAGGCUGGGGCAGAUAGCAGCUCCUGCUGCUGCUGCACAUCAUCAUGGGGCAGCUCAGAGACAUGGGGCUGCCCUCAGCCCUGUGGCUGUAUGGGCAGCACAGGGCUUUGAGGUGCUUGUGCUGUGGCACUGCAGGAAGCUCACUGCAGUGGUUGAAGGCUAGAGACUGUCUUGUGCUGAGGUCCCCGCAAGGCUGCUCUGACAAAUGGUGCUGCUGCUUCACUGCCUGGCCUCUGCCAGAGGCUCAGAAAUGCCAGGCUGUUUUCAGGUGUAUUUCACAAGACACGGGCUUGUGCUUCCUGCAGGAAGAAAUGGGCUCUGAGCUUCAGUUUACACCAGUGAGAUCCCUGCUGCUGAAAUGAGCAUUGUGCCAGGAUCGCUGUGGGGAGGCAGGAUUGGAUUGCCACAGUUAAUCCACUUUAAGGAGAUACUGUCAACUUGAAAUAUAACUUCAAUUCUCUUAUGGAAGCGGAUUUUGGUAUUGGGGUUUUAUUUUUAGUCUCACUCUGUUUGCAUCCCUUUUGUGGAAAGGCUGCAGCAGCAUUCAGAAUGCGCAUGGUGAGAGGUUGGGGUCUGCACUCCAUGAGCAGCUGCAGCUCCCUCCAUCCUCCAGUGUACCUGGAGGUUGGCAGGGCAGGUCCUCAUGUUGUGGAUUGGAGAUAAUGUGCUUUUUUUCCUUAAUUACCUUUCUGGGUUCUUCGAAGUGUGCAGCCAUACCUUGGGGCCAAGGCUGUGGCUGGCAGGCAGGGAUCUGGAUUGCAGCUGCCAGUACAGCGGGGUGAGCGCAGGUUCAGGCUUUGUAAGAACCGAUGAACUGACAAAGAGAAGUUAUUCAUGGCCCUGCUGUUUUGGGGGCUUUUUGCUGUUUGCUUUUAUUUAAACCUGCAUCCCUUGUGUGGUGAUGUUAGUAAGCACUGGGUGCUGGUGAGCUGUUUGAUCUCAUAGCAUUGACUUGAAGUUGGGGAACAUGACAUCUCUUCAGUGGGUUUGCAUUGCUUCUGCCUUGGCCAAAUCAGUUCUGUGAUGCCAGUGUCUUCCCACAGGUCUGCCUUGGUGAUGAUGUCUCACCUGCUUCCUCCUCACCUUCACUGCUGUCAGUGCCACGUGGAUGCCAAUAGCCCACAGUGUGCUGGGGAGGAGAAGCGGGUCGGUACACGAACUGUGGUGGUCGGGCACCGGCCGGUUUCAGAGGCAGAUGCCUACGUGGCACAGAAGUUCUGCGACAACAGGAUUGUCUCCUCCAAGUACACAGUGUGGAACUUCCUCCCGAAAAACCUCUUUGAGCAGUUUAGGAGAAUUGCCAACUUCUACUUCCUCAUCAUCUUCCUCGUGCAGGUGAUAGUGGACACCCCGACCAGCCCGGUAACCAGCGGCCUUCCGCUCUUCUUCGUGAUCACCGUCACAGCCAUCAAACAGGGGUACGAAGACUGGUUGAGACACAGAGCUGACAAUGAAGUGAACAAGAGUAAUGUAUUCAUUGUUGAAAAUGCGAAGCAAGUGCAGAAAGAGAGCGAAAAAAUCAAGGUUGGAGACAUAGUAGAAGUGAAAGCAGAUGAGACCUUCCCCUGUGACUUGAUAUUUUUGGCCUCAAGUAGUACUGAUGGGACCUGUUACGUCACUACAGCGAGUCUGGAUGGCGAGUCAAAUUUCAAGACUCACUAUGCAGUGCGGGACACCACCGUGCUCUGCACGGAUGAAGCCAUAGACUCCCUUACAGCCACCAUUGAGUGUGAGCAGCCACAGCCAGACCUCUACAAAUUUGUUGGAAGGAUCAUCAUGUACAGAAGCAACCAAGAGCCUGUAGCCAGGUCUUUGGGUCCUGAAAACUUGUUGCUGAAAGGUGCUACCCUCAAAAAUACCAAGAAGAUUUAUGGAGUGGCAGUCUAUACUGGAAUGGAAACAAAAAUGGCUUUGAACUACCAAGGGAAAUCUCAGAAACGCUCUGCUGUGGAAAAAUCUAUCAACGCUUUCUUGAUAGUGUACUUAUGCAUCCUAUUGAGCAAAGCUACUGUGUGCACAACUCUGAAAUAUGUCUGGCAGAGUAAUCCAUUUAACGAUGAGCCUUGGUACAAUGAAAAGACUAAAAAAGAGAGAGAGACGUUCAAGGUGUUGCGGAUGUUCACAGACUUCUUGUCCUUUAUGGUCCUCUUCAAUUUUAUUAUCCCAGUUUCCAUGUAUGUUACAGUAGAGAUGCAGAAGUUCUUGGGCUCCUUCUUCAUCUCUUGGGACAAAGAGAUGUACGAUGAAGAAAUAAAAGAGGGAGCGUUGGUGAACACCUCAGACCUGAACGAGGAGCUUGGACAGGUGGAAUUUGUCUUCACCGACAAAACAGGGACACUGACGGAGAACAGCAUGGAGUUCAUUGAGUGCUGUAUAGAUGGGCACAAGUACAAGGACUGCAUUUCGGAGGUUGAUGGCUAUUCGCAGACUGACGGACCCCUGAAGUACUAUGGCAAAGCAGAAAAGAGCCGAGAGGAGCUGUUCCUGCGAGCCCUCUGCCUGUGCCAUACCGUUCGGAUCAAACAAGCAGACCAGGUGGAUGGGCUGAUAGGACAUCCUGAGUGCAAAAACACCUACAUCUCCUCUUCCCCAGAUGAAAUUGCUUUGGUGAAAGGUGCUGAAAAGUAUGGUUUCACUUUUCUAGGACUCGAAAAUGAUUUCAUGAAAAUCCGAAACCAAAAGAAUGAAACUGAAAUGUAUCAGCUUCUCCAUACACUGAACUUUGACCCUGUCCGUCGCCGUAUGAGUGUCAUUGUGAGAACCACCUCAGGAAAGCUGCUUCUCUUCUGUAAAGGAGCAGACUCCUCUAUUUUUCCAAGAGUGCAGCAAGAAGAAAUCCAACAAACUAAAGUCCAUGUGGACCGCAAUGCUAUGGAUGGCUACCGAACACUUUGUGUGGCAUUCAAGGAACUAACUCAAAAGGAGUAUGACAGGAUUGACCGGCAGCUUAAUGAAGCAAAGAUGGCUCUGCAGGACAGGGAAGAAAAGAUGGCAAAGGUCUUUGAAGAUACAGAAGCAGACAUGCACUUGAUUGGGGCGACUGCAGUAGAAGACAGGCUGCAGGAACAGUCAGCAGAGACGAUCGAGGCUCUGCAUGCUGCUGGUAUGAAGGUGUGGGUACUGACAGGGGACAAGAUGGAGACUGCCAAGUCCACCUGCUAUGCCUGCAGGCUCUUCCAGACUAGCACUGAGCUGCUGGAGCUGACAGCCAGGGUGGUGGGUGAGAGCGAGAGGAAGGAGGACCGGCUGCACGAGCUGCUGAUGGACUACCACAAAAGGCUGAUCCAGGAUGUUCCCAAACCCCGGGGUAGCCUCAAGAGAAGCUGGACACUGAGUCAAGAAUACGGCUUGAUUAUAGAUGGCUCAACGCUGUCGCUGAUACUCAAUCCUUCUCAGGAUUCCAGUUCUAGUCAUUACAAAAACAUAUUUCUACAAAUCUGCCUGAAGUGUACUGCAGUUCUGUGCUGCCGGAUGGCUCCUCUGCAGAAAGCGCAGAUUGUGCGAAUGGUGAAGAACACAAAAGGGAGCCCGAUAACACUAUCAGUAGGGGACGGUGCGAAUGAUGUUAGUAUGAUUUUGGAAGCACAUGUUGGAAUAGGAAUAAAAGGCAAAGAAGGACGUCAGGCUGCAAGAAACAGUGACUAUGCUGUUCCAAAGUUUAAACACUUAAGAAAAUUGCUACUAGCACAUGGGCAUUUGUAUUACGUGAGAAUAGCACACCUUGUACAGUAUUUCUUCUAUAAGAACCUUUGCUUCAUUUUACCACAAUUUUUAUACCAGUUCUUCUGUGGAUUCUCACAGCAGCCACUGUACGAUGCUGCUUACCUUACCAUGUACAACAUCUGUUUCACAUCUCUCCCCAUCCUGGCUUACAGCCUCCUGGAGCAGCACAUCAAUAUUGACACACUGACCUCAGAUCCACAGCUGUAUAUGAAAGUUUCUGACAAUGCCAUGCUGCAGUGGAGGCCUUUUUUGUACUGGACCUUCCUGGGCGCCUUUGAAGGACUCGUGUUUUUCUUUGGGGUUUAUUUUCUUUUUCAAAAUUCAUCAUUGGAAGAUAAUGGAAAGGUUUUUGGAAACUGGACCUUUGGGACGAUCGUUUUCACUGUGCUGGUGUUCACUGUCACUCUCAAGCUAGCUUUAGACACUCGAUUCUGGACAUGGAUGAACCAUUUUGUGAUCUGGGGCUCCCUUGCCUUCUACGUGUUUUUCUCGUUCUUCUGGGGAGGAGUCAUUUGGCCUUUCUUGAAACAACAAAGAAUGUAUUUUGUAUUUGCUCAUAUGCUGACUUCUGUUUCCACGUGGCUGGCAAUAAUUCUGCUGAUCUUUAUCAGCCUUUUCCCAGAAAUUCUUCUAAUAGUUUUAAAAAGUAUAAAAGAGAGAAGUCAUCAGAGCAGUAGGAAGGCGCCCAAGUCGUCCAGACCUUCUGUCACACCACUUCUUUUAAGAACGUUCUCAGAUGAGUCUAAUGUGUUGUAACAGGUACCCUGCCCUAAGGAGUUGGGAUGGUUUUAAAAGGCAUUGAUUAACCAAAUGUAAUCCCCAAAUCAAUUAAACUGUGGUUCUCGUAAUCCUCUUGAUGGUGUGGGGCACCUGUCUGUGAUACGGAGAUGCAAUGCUUGGGAUGCAUUUUAAUUUGGGGACAUGUCCUACUCUUCAGAAUCCUGUAUGUGCACAGAUCUGCUCAAUCCAAAGCACUUUGCUUUAUAUAAGCAGAUCCUUCAAUAUAGCCAAUAUUUUGAUCUAACAUUAAGAGCAUGAGAAAACAGAUUUGGGCUGUAAAAGCACUGAUGUACUUGCAGUGGAAUAUUCAAGUCUAAGCUAUUAAAAUGAUUCCAGAAUUGCAUCUGAAUAGUAUAAAAAUCCCAUUUUCUAUGGUGCAUGCUGUUGUGUCAGAUAGAAAUGAGUACAUUUUAAUUCAUCUGAAUGGACUGAAACUAAGUGUGUACCUGUCUGUAUGUCAGCAUAGCGUACAGCAGGCAUGGCUCUGUGUCUGUAUGCAGCUACACACACAGGGAGCAUCCUACUAUGUAGUAAGUAGUAAGCCACCAGCUGUCUUCUUGCUGCAGAGAAAUAAAAGUGCCUGACUGAAUUCACAGCCUACAGGUGAGAUGUGACACGGCUGCGUGCUGCCAGCUGCAAACAUCAACACAAGGAUUUUCUGUAACCCUUACCCCUGCACACAUGGCUGCCUGCAAAGAGCCCACUUUAUGGAGAGGGCAGCUGCACGGCUGCCAAUAUCAGCCUCGGUGCUGCUGGGUUCUGUGCUGCCUUCUGCAGCCCAUGCAGAGUCCUUCACCCUCCCAUUCAGCUGUGAGUGAGGUUUGGCACUUUUAUCGUGGGCUAAUCAUUCUUCUUCUCCCUUUAUUUAUUUAUUUUCUCCUUUCUAAAAUAUGCCAAAAGGCUUACUGUGCUUUUGGGAAUGUGACAAUUGCAAUACAUGUGCGUUUUCCUUCUGAUUUUUGCAGACUGGCAUCUUUGAUCUGCCUAUAUUAGUGUCAUACAAACGUAUAGAGAAUGGUUAUGUGAAGACUGAAGAUGCUCUUACUAAUGUGGCAGA